AUGGUGAGGAUAUGGAAGAGAGGGUCAGUAGAGCAGUACUCAGCAGCUCCAUACUUGGCAACCAUAGCCAACUGUGGCCUCUGGACGCUGUUCGGUCUGCCAAUGGUGCAUCCCCACAGCCUGCUGGUGGUCACCAUCAAUGUGUUGGGCAUGGCCAUGGAGCUCUCCUAUCUGUUUCUCUAUCUCUAUUAUUCUGAUCGCAUUAAGAGAUUGAAACUGAUUCUCGUGCUGCUUGCGGAGAUCAUAUUCACCGCCGGCUUUGGGGUAGCGGUUCUCACCACAGCUCAUACCAUCCGGCUGAGGUCCGCCAUUAUUGGAAGCGUGGCUGUGGCGGCUAGCGCGGUCAUGUAUGCUGCCCCUUUGUCUGUCAUGAGGUUAGUGGUGUCCACCCAAAGUGUGGAGUACAUGCAAUUCUCCAUUGCCUUGGCUUCCCUUCUCAAUGGCAUUUGUUGGAUUGCUUAUUCCCUCAUUGGCACCUUUGACCCCUGUGUUCUUCAUUACAAAAGCGUAGUGGGCUUUCCAUUGCAGGCCCCCAGUGGACUGGGUGCAGUGUUUGGCCUGGCCCAGAUGAUACUCUACGGCGCAUACUAUAAGUCCAACAGGCUAAAAGCGAGAUGGGCUUGGCUCAAAUGA
Diospyros lotus (date-plum) is the source of this 633-nucleotide messenger RNA. Its product is annotated as bidirectional sugar transporter SWEET4-like. The transcript has 3 exons. Gene Ontology annotation, molecular function: sugar transmembrane transporter activity. NCBI's taxonomy places the organism in Eukaryota, Viridiplantae, Streptophyta, Magnoliopsida, Ericales, Ebenaceae. Gene Ontology annotation, cellular component: membrane. The coding region runs from base 1 to 633 and encodes 210 amino acids. Gene Ontology annotation, biological process: carbohydrate transport. The record is from RefSeq and is a predicted model, not a curated record.